CGAAAGGUUUUUUUACACAGAUAUAUAUUUGCUCUUUGGAUCAAGCAGAUCACUGACUUAAGGCACUUCCUCGGACAAGCCUAGAGUACAUUUUUUAAAGGAAAAUUUGCAUCAAGAUGGUUCCCGUGAAUCCAAAGUACCCACAACCUGUGGACCAGAUAAUCUUUCGUGAAAAGGUCCCACAACCUGGGGACCUGAUAGAAAUCUUUCAUGGUUUAAUCAAUCAUUGGGCUGUAUACGUUGGGGAUGGCUUUGUUGUUCACCUGACAACACCAAAUGGAUCCAGUGCAACAAGCAGCAGCAUCAGUGGCAGCAGCAGCGGGGCUAUGUCAAUUACAAAAGCUGUGGUGAAGCGCGAACCACUGAAAAAUGCUGGAGAUUCCAAAUGGGAAAUCAACAAUUCAAUGGACGGCGAGUGCCGACCCCGGGACGCCGAGAUCAUCGUGGCAGAAGCUCUCCAGCUGGUGGACACCGAGCAGCUGUACAAUUUAUUUUUUAAUAACUGUGAACACUUCGCUAAAGGGUUGCGCUACGGCAUAAGUCAAUCUAAACAGGCAGUUAUUGGAGCAAUCCUUUUGAUGUUGAUCCUUGUAGUUCUAGUUGGAGGUGGAGUUCCAGGUUUAGUAAUGUUAGGACUGGGUUGGUUGGUUUGGGUGGGUUCGGGCAAGAAAAAGGUUAAUGACAAGGACAAACUAAUGUCCAAACUAAAAGACCAUGGAUAAGAGUAUAUGCAGACGCGUCGCCAGACCUGACUCUUAAGGGGGGCAUAUCAAAUGCAUAGGGGAGCACAAUUAUUAUUAGCCUAGAGUAUGUAUAUUUCCUCUAUUCGCGCAGCACAUAAUCAUCACGUUAAACAUAACCAACAGCAAUAUGACCCUAUAGCUAUAGCCUACAACAUCACAUCAUUCCUCAUCAUUUAAAGCAAUACAUUACAUAGAAGCAAUGCUAUGAAUAUAUAUCCAUAAAACACUGGACUAUAGGCUACAACAUAUUAGGUGUAAAAGCAGUUAACAGAGAUAUGCAUUGCCAUUAGGAUAGGAUAGGAUAUAUUUAUUUGUCAUUGGACAGAAGUACAACGAAAUUCAGUGCACUCACGUACUGGUCUCAUUUAAAAAGGUAACAUAAUAAAUAAUAAAUAAAGAAAGAAAAUACAUUCAACAUUUCUUUCACUCACUUCAUGUCGUCAUACACUAUACCGUUAACUUAGUGCCAUUGUAUGCCUAAAAAAAAUAUAUAGUAAAAAAAUAGUAUGCCUUAAAAUAGUAGUACAAAUAUGUAAAGUGCUGAGCAUUGCAUUAGAACCUCCUCAUCAACAUAUCCUUCCACUCAGACGUAAACUUGUGAGUUAGGUCCUUUUCAAAAGCAAGCUGAAUCAGCUGGGCCUUGCGUCUGUGCAGCAUACCGCGCCGAUGCUCUGAGGAGACGUUUUUCAACGUGGAAAAUGAGUUUUCACACAUUGCUGUGGAAGCUCCUAAAGUUAGGGCAAGGGUGUAGGCUGUGAGAACAGUCGGCAUAGCCUGGAGUGCACAGUUGAAUUUGCUGAAUUUGUCAGCUUCAUCAGCUUAUUCCCUUUCAAAAAAAAUAAUAUAUGUUCUUCUUUCAAGCAUGAAUAAAGACACCAAGUCCCUCUGUCAUGACUUUGUACGAUCAAAAUUCUUGUAAAACUUCUGACCCUUGGUAUUAUGUUUAUUUAAAUUAAAAUAAGUAACUUAUUAAAAUAAAUCAAUUUUAUAAGCUGAGGGCGUUUUCAUGAGCCUCAUAGUAUUAGAACAUGUGGUACUUGUUGAUUAGCUCAGUUGUUAUUGCAAUGAAUACGCCCUCAGCUGAUAAAAUAAUGCCAGCGUCUUUUUUCAACUGAAAAUUAACACCCAUGUCAACUUUUUCUGCUCCUUGCACCUUAUCAUGCUUAUCAUGUUACACAGAAUUACUAGCCCCUGCCGACUAAAAAAUGAAACAAUUCAAGAGGCGGCAUAGUUAGAAUCGCCUUGUGGUCAACUGUCAUUUAAUAGUCAUCUGAAAGAUUAUGUCAAGGUUUUAAAAUGAUUAUUAUUAUUAUUAGCUGGUCAUGUUAUAACACAGCUAGUAAUCGUGGAUUUUCUGAUAAAGACUAGCAAGCCUUUUUGACAGACAAAACAGCAGAAACUAGCCUAAAGGUGCGAACACACCAAGCGCGUACCUCGCGUACCAUGUACGCGCGUAACGCACCUAAAAUGUUGCUUGACCAUUUUGUGUCAAAAAUGGUCAGAUACGCGCGUACGCAUACGCGCGUAGAUGAGACCGC
Molecule: messenger RNA, 2281 nt
Organism: Gadus chalcogrammus (walleye pollock)
Lineage: Eukaryota; Metazoa; Chordata; Actinopteri; Gadiformes; Gadidae
Product: phospholipase A and acyltransferase 3-like
Exons: 5
Coding region: 117-722 (201 amino acids)
Biological process (GO): N-acylphosphatidylethanolamine metabolic process
Cellular component (GO): cytoplasm
Molecular function (GO): glycerophospholipid phospholipase A1 activity; A2-type glycerophospholipase activity
Source: RefSeq, a predicted model, not a curated record